GGAAGGAAGUUAGGAAAGGGCAAAACAGGAAAUUAGGAGCUCAUGUUAUCCUCUUAAAAUAAAAGCCUCCAUCCCCAAAGCAAAACAAUACUUACAAUUUACACAAUCGAUACAUACAGAGACAAUGGCAGAAGGGAAGACAGGAGUGGUGGAGAUGACAAGGGGGAUGAUGGGUCAAAAUGAAAACCCAGUAACUCUGUUUCAGACCAAGUUUAAAGAAUUGGAAAGUGGGUUUAAGAGCUGGCUGGCUAAGCAGUCUUUGGGUGUUGAAGCUGCUGUUGUUACUGCUACUAGUGCUGCUCAGGGUGCUGCUAUUGGUGGCUUUAUGGGAACUCUUACUAAUGAUGUCAAUUCUGUUCUUCCUACUCCUCCCCCUAAUGCUGCUCUUAAUCCCCAGGCCAUGGCUUCUCUUCAGCAAGCCCAGGCUCUUGCAGGGGGUCCUUUGGUACAGGCCCGGAAUUUUGCUGUUAUGACAGGUGUGAAUGCCGGUAUUACUUGUGUUAUGAAAAGAAUACGUGGCAAGGAGGAUGUCCAGUCUAGUAUGGUUGCAGCUUUUGGUUCUGGAGCCAUGUUUUCAUUGGUGAGUGGAAUGGGCGGUCCUAAUCAGGCUGCAAAUGUAGUGACAUCUGGACUUUUCUUUGCACUGGUUCAGGGUGGAUUGUUCAAGCUAGGUGAAAAAUUCUCGAAGCCGCCAGUUGAAGAUGUUUUAUAUAAUAAAACUAGAGGCAUGUUAUCAAGCCUUGGCCUCCAGAAUUACGAAAAGAAUUUCAAGAAAGGCUUGUUAACUGACAAUACGUUGCCUUUGCUCACUGACAGUGCUCUUCGAGAUGUACGAAUCCCUCCUGGACCAAGGCUCAUCAUUCUUGAUCGCAUCAAAAGGGACCCUGCGCUAAAAGAAACACGAGGGCGCUAAGGUGCCGGAAUACUUUAUUCCCGGGGUAGAUCUUAUUGAAUGAGCAAAAUGCAUUUCUGCUUCAGAUAGAGAUAUUGAGAAUUUUGUGUUAAAUUUCUGUAGUCCUGUUGCAAUUUAUAUACAUGGUUAGGAAUUAUGUGGACAUAUUUGUUCUAGUUAUAUUUAUUUCUUGGUGAAA
Daucus carota subsp. sativus is the source of this 1091-nucleotide messenger RNA. RefSeq names its product chloroplastic import inner membrane translocase subunit HP30-2. NCBI's taxonomy places the organism in Eukaryota, Viridiplantae, Streptophyta, Magnoliopsida, Apiales, Apiaceae. Bases 125 to 913 code for a protein of 262 amino acids. Gene Ontology annotation, biological process: protein insertion into mitochondrial inner membrane; protein targeting to chloroplast. The record is from RefSeq and is a predicted model, not a curated record. Gene Ontology annotation, molecular function: transmembrane protein transporter activity; protein binding. The transcript is spliced from 6 exons. Gene Ontology annotation, cellular component: TIM22 mitochondrial import inner membrane insertion complex; chloroplast inner membrane.